Molecule: messenger RNA, 4296 nt
Organism: Dovyalis caffra
Lineage: Eukaryota; Viridiplantae; Streptophyta; Magnoliopsida; Malpighiales; Salicaceae
Source: the annotation of a GenBank genome assembly
AUGAGGAGUGGCAAACUGAGGGUUCUAGACCUUCAAGGCGACCCCAAAAGAUAUAUAAAAGAUGAUGAGGAUAAAGCAGCCAAGAUGAUGAUUACAUGGUCGAAGAGAAGCACCAUAAAGAACCAGUUGAAGAAAUUCUCAUAUGCGGGGAUAGCUCAGUUGGGAGAGCGUCAGACUGAAGAUCUGAAGUCCGUUUACGAUUUUUACGCCCCGCUCAGCAAACAAUACACAGGCACAGCAGCUGCCAUGGAAGAGGAGCAGCAGCGGCAGCAGAAACAGAGCAAAUGGAAACUAGAGAGACGGCAAUACCUAGGCGAAAUAUCAGCUCUCUGUUUCCUCCACCCUCCUUCUAAUCUCUUUUCUCUCCCUUUCCUCCUCGCUGGCACGGGAUCGCAACUGCUGCUAUAUAAUUUAGAAUCAGGAAAUAUAAUAGAAUCUUUUCAAGUUUUCGAUGGAAUUCGUGUCCACGGAAUUACUUGUAGCUUCAAUGAAGAAGAAUCUUCGCCUUUUCCUUCGUCAACUGUUUCUUUCAAAAUUGCUGUCUUCGGUGAAAAAAGAGUCAAGCUUUUCAACUUACACAUUCAAACUCAUUCACGAGCGAAUGCUGAUUUAGCCUUGAUUCAUUGCUUGCCCAAGUUCACCUAUUGGGUCUUGGAUAACUAUGCAGUCUCUUCAAAUGAGGAUGGGAGACACUGCCUUGCUAUUGGAUGCAGUGAUAACUCUGUCCAUCUCUGGGAUACGUCAGUGUCUAGUGUAAUUCUUCAAGUACAGUCUCCAGAGAGGUGUCUCUUGUAUUCCAUGCGGUUAUGGGGUAACAAUUUGGAAACUCUAAGAAUUGCUUCUGGUACCAUAUUCAAUGAGGUGCCUAAUCUUUCCUUGUAUAUGGUAGAUCAUUGUUUGGAAAGUGGUUCCUGUAGGACCUCAAUGUGGCGAUCCACUUUUGACAAGUCCCUUGGACGACUUAUUGGACAUGAAGGUUCAAUAUUUCGCAUGGCAUGGUCCUCAGAUGGAUCCAAACUGGUUUCUGUUUCUGAUGAUCGCAGUGCUCGUAUCUGGGCUGUUAGGGAUGAGCCAAAAGAUUCAGAUAACAAAGAGGAGGUUGCUGGCCCAGUUCUAUUUGGUCAUAAUGCUAGAGUUUGGGAUUGCUGUAUCUGUGAUUCUUUAAUUGUCACUGCUGGUGAGGAUUGUACAUGUCGUAUAUGGAAAUUGGAUGGCAAACAGCUCAAGAUGAUUAAGGAGCACGUAGGAAGGGGUGUAUGGCGUUGUUUGUAUGAUCCAACCUCGUCACUUCUCAUUACUGCCGGAUUUGACUCUUCAAUCAAAGUGCAUCAAGUGUCUGCUUCUUUUUCCCAGAGCUUGGAAGGACAAACUGUAUCAAAACCAUUCACUGAUAGAAUGGAGAUGUUCACUUGUCGAAUUCCAAAUUUAUCUGCAUAUAUUGGUUUCAUGGACAGCAAAAGUGAAUAUGUACGUUGCUUGCAUUUCACAUGUGAAGAUACUCUAUACGUUGCGACAAACAAUGGCUAUCUGUACCAUGUGAGAUUAUUUGGAACCAAGGAUGUAAAAUGGACAAAGCUAUCCCAGCUCAGUGAAGAGGUGCCAAUUGUUUGUAUGGAUUUGCUGUCCAAAACCUUGCCUGAACAUUCCAAUGGAAUUGAUGACUGGGUUGCUUUAGGAGAUGGGAAAGGAAACAUGACAAUCGUUAGAGUUAUGGGUGAUGUUUUCACUCCUGAAGUGGACUUCAUCUUUACCUGGUCAGCCGGAAAAGAGAGACAACUAUUAGGAACCUAUUGGUGCAAGGCACUGGGAUGUAGGUUCAUUUUUACUGCCGAUCCUAGAGGAAUUUUGAAGUUAUGGAGGUUAGGUGAUUUUUUACCAUCUGGUUCUCUCACUUCUGGAACUUUUGAUGCAUCCCUUAUAGCAGAAUUCACAUCGUGUUUUGGAAUGCGGAUCAUGUGUCUAGACGUGUUAUUUGAGGAUGAGGUGCUAAUAUGUGGGGAUCUGCGUGGAGCUCAUGGAAUAUCAACUGUAUCCAGCAUUUCUGUUGCUAAAUUGAGUUCGGAUGAGAUUGAAAUACGCUCGACUGGAGGCGAUGGAUGCAUAUGCUAUUUAGAAUAUGACCAUGACCGGCGAGGUUUAGAAUUUAUUGGGAUGAAACAAGUAAAAGAGUUGAGUCUGAUUCAAUCUGUUUCUGCUGAUAACAAGUCCCUUGAUGAUUUGGCUAACUGUGGAUAUGCAAUUGGUUUUGCAUCAACAGAUUUCAUAAUCUGGAAUUUAAUAAGUGAGGCAAAGGUUGUGCAAAUUCCAUGCGGUGGAUGGCGACGUCCUCAUUCUUAUUAUCUUGGAGAUGUACCAGAGGCAAUGAACUGUUUUGCAUAUGUCAAGGUGAUGAGAUUGGACCACUGUGUGGAUGAGGUAAUCUAUAUUCAUCGACAAUGGGUACCAGAAAGGGAGAGGAAGAUAUUUCCCAAGAAUUUGCACAUCCAGUUUCAUGGGAGAGAGAUGCACUCCUUAUGCUUUGUUUCUAAACAUGCACUAGUUGAGGCAAAUGGGAAGCAUAUUCAGUUUGAUAAAUCUAGUUGGAUUGCUACCGGGUGUGAAGAUGGAACUGUGAGGCUGACUAGGUAUAUGCCUGGAAUUGAGGGCUGGGUUACAUCAAAAUUGCUUGGUGAGCAUGUUGGUGGAUCAGCUGUGAGAUCAAUAUGCUCAGUGUCGAAGAUGCACAUAAUUGCCUCGGAUGUGACCAACUUGUCAGAUUGGAGAAAGAUACAAAAUACUAGUGCUGGGGACAUAGAUAAUCCUUUUUUGUUGAUCUCGGUUGGGGCAAAGCGGGUGCUAACUUCUUGGCUACUGAGAGAUAGGAAGCUAGACAAGGAACAUUCACUUUUUGAACAAGAAAACAUUGAAAAUGGAAAUGGCUAUAUGCCUCCGUCUGGAGUAUCCUCAUCGAUGUCUUUCAAAUGGCUAUCCACAGACAUGCCUCCCAAAUAUUCCAGUGCUCAUGGAAAAACAAAAGGACUUGAGAAAAUACGAGGAAUAACCAAAUAUGUUGAUAUGAAUACUGAUGCAACAUCUAGACCAUUUUUACUGGAGAAGGGAGAGAGAGAAUCAAAAAGUUCCCAUGAUGAUAAAUAUGAAGAUGACUGGAGAUACCUAGCUGUUACUGCAUUUCUGGUGAAGUGUGCUGGUUCCAGGUUGACUGUCUGUUUUGUUGUUGUUGCUUGUUCAGAUGCAACACUUACAUUACGAGCUCUUGUUUUACCACACCGGUUAUGGUUUGACGUGGCUUUGUUGGUUCCUCUAUCAUCACCUGUUUUAACAUUGCAGCAUGUCAUCAUUCCUGGUAGUUUGCCUUCUGAAGAGAAAAUUCAUGUCGGAAGUGUUUAUAUUGUGAUCAGUGGAGCUACUGAUGGAAGUAUUGCCUUCUGGGAUCUAACUGAUAAUAUUGAGGCUUUUGUUCAGCGUUUAUCAUCUCUGAACAUAGACAGGUCCUUAAAUUGUCAAACACGGCCACGCACUGGAAGAGGAAGUCAGGGCGGACGAUGGUGGAGAACAUUAAGCAAUAGCGUGCCUAAAAACAGACUAGGUGAUGGUUUAGUUGCAAUAAAAGCUGGAGAGAGCACCAACAAUCAUCCUAUGAAUGGAGCAUCAACAACAAAUGAUGCCAAAAGCCAUACAACUGUCUAUUCUCAAGCUGUAGAAAACGCUCCCCAUGAACCAGAAGCAAAUAGUCCAGGGACAUGUGAAAUAUGGCCUUUCCAUGUCUUCAAUAAUGUUCACCAAUCUGGGGUCAACUCUCUCCAUAUUUCAGACGUGCACAAUUGUCAAAGUUCUGAAAGUGGUUUUGUAUUCAGUGUAGUAAGUGGAGGAGAUGAUCAAGCACUCCACUGUCUUAAAUUUGAUUUGUCAUUGUUAUCAACAGGCAAGGAUUCUGAGAUUGUGACAUCAGAUGUCAUCGAUUUAUUCCCCAAGUCUAAAAGCAUGAAUAAUCCUUGUAGACAAAGCCAGACUAAAAAGUACAGGAUCAAAUUUUUAUAUCAUGACAGAAUCCCUUCUGCUCAUAGCUCUGCCAUAAAAGGUGUUUGGACAGAUGGCUUGUGGGUGUUUUCCACUGGUCUUGAUCAGCGCAUCAGAUGCUGGCUUCUUCAGGAUGAUAGUAAAUUAGUUGAGCAAGCUCAUCUGAUCAUUAGUGUUCCAGAGCCAGAAGCACUGCAUGCGAGAGCCUUUGGCAGGAACCACUAUGAAAUUGCUGUGGCUGGAAGAGGAAUGCAAAUGGUUGAGUUCUCUGCAUCUUAG